ACGAGCCCCCCUCCAGGAGGAAAAUCUAUGAAUCUGUUCUAUCAGCGAUUCAAUCAGGACCUUUGCCGACCUAGCUACUACUAUCAUUCCCGCAAGCAUGGCAUCUCAAGUCCAAAAGCACAAGGCACUCAUAGAGCGGCUGUACAGAAAGGACAUGGUCGGUCUCACGGUCGAACAAAUCAUGGAAUACAUGACUGUAAAUCAUGAUUUGGUUGCAAACAAAGGGGCGUAUCAGCGAACAAUUCGGAAACUGAAAGUCAGGAAGAACCGCAAAAAAGACGACUGGAAAUGGGUCGACAGGACAAGGAAGAGACGGGCCAAACAAGGCAAGCCGACGAGGUUUCUCUACAACGAUCAGAUCGUCAGCGAUGAGAGCAUCAACAAGGAAAUCUCGCGCAACGUUAGCACUAUGCAGCAAAUCACCACCGCAACAACACCAAGGACACCAGAGGGAUGGGCGGUAGUGACUCCCGCUGUAUCAAUGACUGCUGUGUCGAUGACUGCUGUAUCGACGACUGCUGAGUCGACGGCUGCUGCAUCAAACACCGCUUCAUCGGAAACUGCCACGUCACGGGAACGGGAAACUUUGCACUGUGCGGCAUCGCGAGGGCAUUUCAAAGUUGUCAAAGAAAUGAUUGACCGGGGCGCUAGGAUCAACUCGAUCUCUGACGAAGGGCAGACCGCACUUGAUUUGACUUCUGACCCACAUAUUCGUGAGUUCUUGCUUUUUCAUGGAGCACGGGCGGCUCAGAGCAUGGAAAACGGACUUCGCCUCAUCGACGAGGGGAAUAUUUUUGAGGGGGGUUCUUCCACCGAUGAAGUCGAUUCUGACUCGGAUGUUGCCACGGACUGCGAUGACCAGGAAGGUUUGCACGCAUCACCCCACGACGAAGAGAACUUCGAAGACGUGCCACAUUCAGCGUCUGCAUUCGGUAGCCAACAUAAUUCCCGAAGUGCCAUCAGGGAGGUCCCGGAAACCAGCUUUCCCUCUUUGUCGUUGCAGAAUAAUACCCAGGCCGCAAAUCCGCCCACAGUUCAUGGCCUUCUUCCUGGAAUCACGGAAUCGUUAUUUCCAAACAGCCAGGAUAUGGGCCUUGUUGUCAGUCCCGCUGCCGAUUUCGUCAGCGAAUCUCCUCAUUCCUGGCAGAUGUCAUUUCCCAAGACAUCAUUUCCCAAGACACCGGUGCUAGAUGAUGCAUCUCAAGACUCGUGGACUACUCCUCAGAUGCCUCGUCCCAAAUGGUGAAGCACAUGAAUGGCUUCAUAGAGUUUUUAAAUUCCGACGUUCUGGAAUUAGGAUUCUUGUUUGGUUCAUCUUAUCUUCUCGGGUUAGCAAUGGCAUUUAGAUA
Molecule: messenger RNA, 1349 nt
Organism: Boeremia exigua
Lineage: Eukaryota; Fungi; Ascomycota; Dothideomycetes; Pleosporales; Didymellaceae
Exons: 4
Coding region: 98-1246 (382 amino acids)
Molecular function (GO): protein binding
Source: RefSeq, a predicted model, not a curated record